Molecule: messenger RNA, 502 nt
Organism: Caenorhabditis angaria
Lineage: Eukaryota; Metazoa; Nematoda; Chromadorea; Rhabditida; Rhabditidae
Source: the annotation of a GenBank genome assembly
AUGAAUGAAUGCGGAUAUUGUUGUGUGAAAAUUGGCGAAGAGCCAGCUCUUUUAGCAAAUGGAAAAGUGGGUUGAUUUCAAAUAUUUUCAGAGAAAAAAACGAAGAAGGGUUUUUGUAGAUGUGGCAUAUUCAUCAUCUGAUGUGUGAUAUUUGCAAUUGUCGAAUUAAUGAUGGUGAGAGGUGUGUUCCUCAGAACGGAAUAAUCCUCUGCCAACAAUGCCACAUCAAAACCACUCGCCCGGUUUGCAAAGGUUGCGGCGAUUUUAUCACUUCGAAUCUUUGCGAAGCCUUGAAUUCCACGUGGCAUCCAACAUGUUUUCAGUGCUCGGUGUAAGUUUGAAUUUAGAUUUCGAGAUAGAUAGAUCCAACGAAUAUUUCAGAUGUCAAAAACCGCUGGAGCAAAACUUCUAUCAACUUCCGAAUAAGAUGUGCGUUCAUUCGGAUUGUUAUUGGCAACUUCAACUUCGCAUCGUUGUUUGUAAAGAUAUUAUUCCACAAUGA